Messenger RNA from Chara braunii, 3049 nucleotides. NCBI's taxonomy places the organism in Eukaryota, Viridiplantae, Streptophyta, Charophyceae, Charales, Characeae. The record is from the annotation of a GenBank genome assembly.
AAAUGUCGGUGGAGGAGAGGGCGAGGAGGGAAGAGGGGAUAAGGCAGGGGAAGUGGCUUGCUCGCGUGCUGUUGCACGGAGAGGCAUCAGGGUCCGGCCCCAGCAAUUCGCAGACCGCCGCUGAAAACGUCCCUCAGUUUCGUAGCUCACAGGUGGGUGCAGCGGGCAUCACCGACGAAACACCCACGCCUCAAUCGACUGCAGGCACAAUUCAUGGAUCGAAGGCAUCGAAGCCAGUUCCAAAGGGACCUUUGCGGCAGACAUUGAUCGAGGAGGCCGACAGUGUUAUCACGCACAACGAGCGGACGAGUCGGUUUCUCGACAGGUUUCUAAUCUGCACAAACCAGCCGUUCAGUUUGGUGGAGGAUGAGUACUUCCUGGAGUUCAUUGACGCGGUGAAGAAGGCCCAUCCGACGUGGAUGCCAUGCAGAAGGGAUGAGCAAAGGACGAAGCGGCUGGACGCUGACUACGCGCGGGUUGGGGCGGAGGUGCGUUCGCUGAUCCCGAAGUGGAAGAAGACCAGGUGUUUGCUGCAGAUGGAUGGGUGGUCCAAUCGCCGGAACAAGCCCCAUCUGAAUGUCAUGGUGUCCUCGCCAGUCGGUACGGUCUUUUGGAAGUCAGUGUGCAUGGAGGGCAAGGAGAAGGACGCUGAAGCUUACUUCCGUGUCUUGGAUGGGGUCAUCAAAGAGAUCGGAGCGGACGCAGUCGUUGGUGWCAYCAUGGACAACGCAAGGGUGUGCGUCAMGSCARGGAAGAUGGUGGAGGCCGCCUAUCCGAACAUCUUUCGCGUCGGAUGCACUGCGCAUGCGCUCGAUCUUGCGCUGGAGGACAUGUAUAAGCACAUGCCUUGGAUGGCGGAGGUGGUUGAUGYCGGGRACAAGGUCGGCAAGUUUUUCACGAAUGUGGACAAGGCGAGGGCCAUGUUCCACAACUACUCACCGAAGACGAAGUUGAAGCGCCCUGCGGCAACCAGAUUUGCCACCAACUUCACGAUGCUCGGGUCUUUGAAGGAACUGAAGAAUGCACUGGAUCGCUGCGUUUGCGAUGUGGAAUGGGUGGAGAAGAUGGUACGGGCAGAGCAGUUAGUGGCGUUCAAUGAGGUGACGGCCAUCAUUCUAGACAAGGGCGAGUUUUGGAACAACCUCAACAAGGCGCUCGAUGUGAUGCAGCCCGUGGUGGAGCUGCUUCGGCUGGUGGAUGGACAAGGACCGACCAUUUCGAAGGUGUACUUCAAAAUGGAUCGGGUUGUUCAGCGCACGCGUGCCCUCGAGUGCCUUUCAAGUGAGGAGCACGAGGCGGUGGAGCGCAUCCUCAUGGACCGCUGGUCAUUCAUGACCAGCGAGCUGCAUUGCGCUGCAGCCUUCCUGGAUCCUGAGCAACGAAUGCAGAACGUGCAGCGCGAUCCGGAGGUUCGCGCAGGAUUCAACAUCUGGCUAUACUCCUGGAUGCCACGAGAUAAGCUCAAGGAAGUGAGCUUCCAGGUUGACCAGUGGGUCAUCGCUUUAGGAGGGUUCUCCACAGAGAAGGCGCGCGAGCAAGCCAGCCAGCAGCCACCAGCUUUGUGGUGGGAGGCUUUUGGCUCCAAACACGACCUCCUUGCACCGCAAGCCAUCAAAUUGCUUGGCCAGGCAAGCUCCUCCGCUGCUUGUGAGCGGAACUGGAGCUUGCAUGAGCUCAUCUACGRGAGAAGGCGCACGAAGCUCAUGCCRGAGAGGAUGRCCAAGCUYGUGUACAACAGUUGGAAUGUCCGCCUUCUGAAGAGCAUUCGGCGCGGCGGGGGGGAUGAAAUCCACAUCCCAUGGGCGGAUGACGGCCCGGUGGACAAGGAGAUGGAGGACUGGUACGCAGAUUGGCUGAAGCGUGUCCACGGAGAGGUGGAAGAAGAAGAGGUGGUUGUGGCGGACGUCGAAGACGAGGAGAACGAGUUUCCUCUGCGGCGCACCUUCCAGUGCAAUGACGAGGUUGACGAGAGGCUGUGUGAGGAGGAGGACUCUGUUCUCGUCGGUACACGGGAGCGCGAUUGGCACGAGUGCACGAAGCCUGGGAAAUACCGUGAGCGUGAGUUGCGUAGGAGAUCAGGCAGCGAGCUGCCUGUGCCUCAGGAGUUGUAUACGGAGGGCUACGCUCUUGCAUUGGCAGCUCGACGGGCGGUCACAUGGGUGGAGGGUCGGGAGGAGGGACCAAGGAGGAGGCGCACAAACCAGGGCAAAGAGAAGGUUGAUGACAACGCGCCCGUGCAGUGUGGCAAAAGGAAGGCUGUUGAGCAACAACAGCCACGGCCCAAGAGGGGCCGUCCCACAUUGGCGGAGCAGGCAGAACACAGGGCACGAAAGGAGGAAGAGAAGGCCGCCAAGGCAGCAGCUGACGCUGCCGCAGCAAAAGCUGCUGCGGUCAAAGCCGUUGCGGCCAAAGCCCGAGCAGCGGCGAAAGCCGCCGCGAAGAACGCUGCCGCUGGGAAGACGAAGAGAGCUGCCAUCAUAAAUGAUGACGACGAUGACGAUAUCCCGGAAGACAUCCGGGGAGACGAAGAGCUCGAAGGCUCAACAUCGACUUCUUCCAUCUCAAGUGACACAUCUGAUUCCGGUGGGGGGGAGGGAGCGGAGGAGAGUGACGAGGAAGAAGGCGGUGAGGGUGAGGUGCAGCCGGAGGAGAGUGAGGAGGAAGAAGGGGAACAGGCGGUGUAGGGUGCACCCGCUGUGCUGUUUUGGCAGACAAACUCAAGUUACUAAGCAAUUCGAAUUUUGAACUUGUGGAUCGUUUUUAUAUAAGUUUUUAACUUUUUGUCAAUUUUUCUGUUGUCUUUCUCAUUCUUUGCUGUGUGCGGUGCAUCAUCGAUUGUUCAAAGUUUGUUUUCUGUGUUUUUGUGAUGCCAUACCGCCGCUCGAUUGCAUGGAUGCAACGAAUGCCUGCUGCCGUGUUUCGUCUUCGCAUUCCAAAUGCAGGUGAGUGGGACACCCCCCACUUUCAACCGCUCGAAUCAUAAAAAAAAAAAAAAAAAAGAACAGGAAGAAAAAAAAGAAGAGGAAGAAAAUAAAACAGAGUUUAACAA